AUGCCAAACAAAACUUAUACGUAUGGCGACCUGGUCGUCACUUUGACUUCGAACUUUGACGCCAUCUGGAAUGACAAGGGCAGUGGUGCCGCCAGGGACGGAGAAUUCUGGCACCCGCUUGCACAGGGGAGCUUGCGCCCUCUGGGAAGCAUGGCUAUCGGGAACUAUGGAACCCUACAGGGCAGCAGAGCCAGCGCAGAUGGUUCCUUCUGGCGACCCAUAGCACCGGCUGGUUAUAUAUCGAUGGGAGAUGUUGCCCAGUCAGGCUGGAGCGCGCCUUCGACUAGCAAAGUUUGGUGCCUACGGUCUGAUCUUGCAGCCGACGGCCAGUACGGACCCGAAAGCAUCUGGGAUGACACAAAGUCGAAGGCCGAUGUCGACGUUUCUAUUUGGGAGGUGUACCCUUAUACUAACGGUUUCAAUGGGUCUGAGCUUCUUCCUGUGAUUGCUGGUACUUUCAGGAUCAGUGCCGGAUCCCAUACUAACCCCCCUGACCUGGGUUACGCAGUCGUCCCGACCCUCAAAGUUCCCAAAGAGUCCGCGGAAUUUACCGACUCAGUACCUAAGAUCACUGCGAACAACAUCCCGAGCACCGGCACCACUUAUCAUUGGACUCAGCAAGCCAUCGUAUGGUACGUCGAAGGUUCCUGGACCAACGGGACUGCCGAUCAAAUCAGGAGGUCCAAAACGCUCAGGACCGGUGUCACUAGUGGCGAGUCGACCGAGCUGGCUCAAAGCACGGGCAUCGAGCUUUCGGCCAGCGGUGGUGUCGGCGUGAAAUUGGGAAUCAAAUUGAACUACCAAUUCACCCACAGAACUUCCUCCACGUACAGCGAGUACAGCGAGAAAGAGAUUACCACCGAGAUACUGGUUCCGGCCUAUCAUGCUACAGUGCUGUUCUCGAAACGCAUCCUGAUCAAGGGGCAGCGGGCGGAUGGAUCCGCUAUUACCGGUCAACUUGACUUUACCGCGAAUGACGACGUUCAUCUCUCUGGGGUGGAUCUAUGA
Molecule: messenger RNA, 1008 nt
Organism: Aspergillus melleus
Lineage: Eukaryota; Fungi; Ascomycota; Eurotiomycetes; Eurotiales; Aspergillaceae
Exons: 2
Coding region: 1-1008 (335 amino acids)
Source: RefSeq, a predicted model, not a curated record